Molecule: messenger RNA, 2136 nt
Organism: Nycticebus coucang (slow loris)
Lineage: Eukaryota; Metazoa; Chordata; Mammalia; Primates; Lorisidae
Gene: ABHD16A
Product: abhydrolase domain containing 16A, phospholipase
Exons: 20
Coding region: 157-1887 (576 amino acids)
Biological process (GO): monoacylglycerol catabolic process; phosphatidylserine catabolic process
Cellular component (GO): endomembrane system
Molecular function (GO): monoacylglycerol lipase activity; glycerophospholipase activity
Source: RefSeq, a predicted model, not a curated record
ACCCUUCUCAAGAAGUCCUGAAAAAAAUCUCUAGGCUCGCCCCGAGGCGUGGCCGGUACGUGCUGACGUCAAGGGCACGCCACACCUCAGAGACCUGGAAGGGCGGGGCCAGCGGGGGGAUCUGCUGCUGGAGGAGCAGCAGCCCGAGCCGGGGCCAUGGCGAAGCUGCUGAGCUGCGUCCUAGGCCCCCGGCUCUACAAAAUCUACCGGGAGAGGGACUCUGAAAGGGCCCCGUCCGGCGUCCCUGAAACUCCAACCUCAGUCACUAACCCCCCAUCCAGCUCCUGGGAUACUUAUUAUCAACCCCGUGCCCUGGAGAAACAUGCCGACAGCAUCCUGGCAUUGGCUUCAGUCUUCUGGUCCAUCUCUUAUUACUCCUCUCCCUUCGCCUUCUUCUACUUGUACAGGAAAGGUUACUUGAGUUUGUCCAAAGUGGUGCCAUUUUCUCAUUAUGCUGGGACAUUGCUGCUUCUCCUGGCAGGCGUGGCCUGCCUCCGAGGUAUUGGCCGCUGGACCAACCCCCAGUACCGGCAAUUUAUUACAAUCUUGGAAGCAACACAUCGGAACCAGUCUUUAGAAAACAAGAGGCAGCUCGCCAACUACAACUUUGACUUCAGGAACUGGCCAGUUGACUUCCACUGGGAGGAGCCCAGCAGCCGGAAGGAGUCCCGAGGGGGCUCUUCCUGCCAGGGUGUGGCCCUGCUUCGCCCAGAGCCCCUGCACCGGGGGACAGCAGACACCCUCCUGAACCGGGUUAAGAAGCUACCCUGUCAGGUCACCAGCUACCUGGUGGCACACACCCUGGGGCGCCGGAUGCUGUAUCCAGGCUCUGUGUACCUGCUUCAGAAGGCCCUCAUGCCUGUUCUGCUGCAGGGCCAGGCCCGACUGGUGGAAGAGUGUAAUGGGCGUCGGGCAAAGCUGCUGGCCUGUGAUGGCAACGAGAUUGAUACCAUGUUUGUGGACCGGCGGGGGACAGCUGAGCCCCAAGGACAGAAGCUGCUUUCAGUCCCAACUUGGCUCCCUCCCAGCCCUUCCUUCCUGCCUCCUUCCCAGGUGAUCUGCUGCGAGGGGAAUGCAGGGUUCUAUGAGGUGGGCUGCGUCUCCACACCCCUGGAAGCUGGAUAUUCAAUCCUGGGCUGGAAUCAUCCAGGCUUUGCUGGAAGCACGGGGGUGCCAUUCCCUCAGAAUGAGGCCAAUGCCAUGGAUGUGGUAGUCCAGUUUGCCAUCCAUCGCCUGGGCUUCCAGCCUCAGGACAUUGUCAUCUACGCUUGGUCCAUUGGCGGCUUCACUGCCACAUGGGCAGCCAUGUCUUACCCAGACAUCAGUGCUGUGAUCCUGGAUGCCUCCUUUGAUGACCUGGUUCCCCUGGCCUUGAAGGUCAUGCCGGACAGCUGGAGGGGCCUGGUGACCAGGACUGUGAGGCAGCAUCUCAAUCUAAACAAUGCAGAGCAGCUGUGCAGGUACCAGGGCCCUGUGCUGCUGGUCCGGAGAACCAAGGAUGAAAUCAUCACCACCACGGUUCCUGAGGACAUCAUGUCCAACCGAGGCAAUGACCUCCUGCUGAAGCUCCUGCAGCAUCGGUACCCCCGUGUGAUGGCAGAAGAGGGUCUCCGGGUGGUGAGGCAGUGGUUGGAGGCUUCCUCACAGCUGGAGGAAGCCUCAGUUUAUAGCCGAUGGGAGGUGGAGGAGGACUGGUGUCUGUCUGUUCUCCGCUCCUACCAGGCGGAACAUGGACCUGACUUCCCCUGGAGUGUGGGGGAGGACAUGAGUGCAGAUGGACGGCGGCAGCUGGCUUUGUUUCUGGCUCGGAAGCAUCUGCACAACUUCGAGGCCACACACUGCACUCCGCUUCCAGCCCAGAACUUCCAGAUGCCGUGGCACCUCUAGAGCCCACUCUGGGACUCAUUCUGAAAGAAUUUAAAGAGCGAAGACAUGAGGGAGACCCUCCUAUUUGUGGUUCUCUGUGUUCAUGUUACUGUUUAUAUUUUUUGGAAAAUGGAGGACCAUCCCUCUUCCCACCACUGUUCCUCUUGCACGUUUCCCAUCAUCCAUGUGGCAGUACCUAACCUUCUCCAACACAUACCUUGCAUUAAAUGGAUUAUUCCUAAUUAAUAAAAAGGUAUUUUUUCUACUAUC